CUGUGCAAGAUUGCAUACAAAUGACAAGGAAUGCCUAAUCUCUGGGGGCUCUCGGUGAUGUAAGGUCACGUGCCGGCCAAUGUAAACAAAAACUUCGCAUCUCCCCGCGCAUCACGACCAGUGCCAUCGACCAAGCCAAGAAAUAACAACCCUCAAGAUCAUUCAAAGUACCAAACAAUCAUCCCAAAGACCACGAACCAAUCACAAAUCUCACAAUCUCAACUCCGAGAAUGGUCUUCCCCGCGCGAGAUGCCUCCGCAUCUCCAGAUCCACAUGAGCAACACCUAGACACAGACAUCCAAUCCAUCCGCGCAGAGAUCCGCACCCUCCAACGCCGCAAACGCUUCCUUACAUCGAGCCUCCUCUCCUCCGACUCAAUCCAAAAAUUCAUCCGCAAACCGCCGCCAACCCUCCUCCUCUCCUCAACCAGCAUCGCCGACGAAGUUUCCCCACUCGUCCGCGCAGCAGGUAAACACUCGGACUCAAACCACCACCGUAUCGCAUUCGGCACGACCGCGUUUCCGUUUAAAGAUCCCGGGUCGGUAGGGAGUUCAAGUUUACUCGGUGUGCGGAUUGACGUGUGCGUGCGCGGGGGCCGCUUCGCGAAGCCUUAUUAUGUGCUUUUGAAGAGUGAGCGGGUUAAAGGCGAGAAGGAGAGGAGAUUGAGGGUUUAUCGGCAUACUGUUCCGGCGUUUAUUGAUAUUGCCAGGGUGGAGGGUGUUUAUUUGUCGUUUCCCGGGUCGGGAAAAAGUCAGAGCCAGGAGGGUGAUUCCGAUGACGAGGCAGAGAAUAGCGAGGCGCUGAAAGGCGCGAGGAAGAGUGGCAGGAGACAAGAUCUACGCGGGUUCGUCCGUGAAUUACGCCGUGAACUUGUGGCGUGGCAUUUACGUUCUGAUGCUAUUGAGCUCCUGCGUGAGAAACUGGGAUUGAGUGAGGAGGAGGCCCAGAUUGAUCCCGCGGAGAGAUUGUCGCCUGAAGCUCGAGGGGGGAUUGUGGCGUUGGCGGCUACUGCUGUGGAGGCACGGUAUGUGCGGUUGGAAUGGGAGGAUGGCCGGGUUGGACGGUUCAAGUUGUCUAAUGGUGGGAUUGUGGAAAGGGCGGUUGUUAUUGGUGAUGAUGGGCGGGAUAAGCAGAUGGAGGAUGCGAUGACUGGUGGAGGAGGGAGGGUGGAGACACUUCUUGAGCGAUUGAGAGAGCGUGGUGCUGUUGCUGCUUAGGGAAGGCGUGAUACUGGGGUUUUGAGUAUUGUUUGCAGGGAUGGCUUGAGUGAUAUAUGUGAUACGCCCUCUUAACGAAUUCAAUGAAAUGGCAAGCU
Molecule: messenger RNA, 1315 nt
Organism: Penicillium subrubescens
Lineage: Eukaryota; Fungi; Ascomycota; Eurotiomycetes; Eurotiales; Aspergillaceae
Exons: 2
Coding region: 231-1217 (328 amino acids)
Cellular component (GO): kinetochore; Mis6-Sim4 complex
Source: RefSeq, a predicted model, not a curated record